This is a messenger RNA of Rhodamnia argentea, 1519 nucleotides long. Its product is annotated as DNA-binding protein RHL1. Gene Ontology annotation, molecular function: DNA binding. The transcript has 12 exons. Bases 148 to 1410 code for a protein of 420 amino acids. NCBI's taxonomy places the organism in Eukaryota, Viridiplantae, Streptophyta, Magnoliopsida, Myrtales, Myrtaceae. The record is from RefSeq and is a predicted model, not a curated record. Gene Ontology annotation, biological process: DNA endoreduplication.
GGCCGGAGCGUCAACGAGGAGGGACAGCAUUCGCUUCCCGCCAUACUUUUCCGAAGCUGAAAUGAGAAUCUGAAAUCCUGAACUCAAAACUCACUGUGUGAGAGAGAGAGAGAGAGAGAGAGAGAGAGAGAGAGAGAGGCGGAGGAGAUGGGGCGAGCUCCGAAGAGCGCGGGAUCGAACCCUAGAAACGACAAUCCGGAGGCGGCGGAGCGGAGGAGGCUGAAGAAGCUCGCGUUCUCGAAGGAGAUACUGUCGGAGGCUCCGGCGAGGUGCAGCGACCCACUGGGGCCUUCCAAGACGGUGCUGAAGCACCACGGCAAGGACAUCAUCAAGAAGUCUCAGCGGAAGAACCGCUUCCUCUUUUCGUUCCCGGGCCUCGUCGCCCCGAUCGGGGGCGGGAAGAUUGGGGAGCUCAAGGACCUGGGCACCAAGAACCCCGUCCUCUACUUCGAUUUCCCUCAGGGACAGAUGAAGUUGUUCGGGACACUUGUAUUUCCAGAAAAUAGGUAUCUAACGUUGCAGUUCUCUAAGAGCGGGAAGAAUGUCAUGUGCGAGGAUUACUUUGAUAACUUGAUUGUAUUUUCGGAUGCCUGGUGGAUUGGUAAAAAGGAAGAGAACCCCGAGGAAGCGCGUUUGGAGUUUCCUGAGGAGUUGAUUGAGGGCCAACAUCUAGAACAUGACUUUAAAGGUGGGGCAGGCGCAACCAUUGUAGAUAAGGUACCGGGAAAUAGAACAACAAAGAAAAUUGCAGAAGACCUCCAGAUCCCUAGAUCUCCCCCUGAAAAGGAUGCAUCAAAUGAUGGCAAUAAGAAAGAACCAAUGGAAGUGACACCGGUUCGCCAUUCAGAAAGAAACACAGUAAAAAAGUUAAGGUAUAAGGAGGUUUCUUCUGGAGAUGAUUCUAAUGGAAGUGAUUUGGGUGUGGCUGAUGGAGAAGAAGAAAAGAUUCCAGGUUCCUUAUUAGCACAAUCCAACAUUCACAAUCGAGAUUCUGUAGAAACUUCUGAACAAAGUGAAGAGUGUUCUGUACCAGAAACUAAGUCUAAGAAACAGUCUGCUACUUCAACCACAUCGAAGGAAACCUCUCGUGCUAGUCGUGGUUCACUUGUUCAGGCGACUAUAUCUACAUUGUUUAAGAAAGUGGAGAAAAAGAAUGGACCAGAAAAGCAGGAGAAAUCUCGAUCAGUUACAGUUUCUGGGAGGAAAUCAAGGAAGACUGAAUCAAAGAGGAAAAUUGAUCAGUCUCAGGAGGGACGAACAAAAAAGAGAAAAGUGAUUAAAGGAAAAGAAAUCGGUGUGCAAGAGAUCCAGGCAAAAUAUGAAGAUUUUGAGGUUGAAGAGGACCCCAUAGAAGAGUCAUCAAGCGAUUCACAGGACACUGAAGGCAGUGACGCAGAGUGGGCUGCUUGAGAUUGUAAAGCGACUACACAUUGUCGCCCGAGGCAUACUCAAGCGUAUCCCUCAGAUUCCUCUCGGAUGUCCAUCUUCCACGGCAUCCCACACAGCUAAAGCAUUGCUG